This is a messenger RNA of Perkinsus marinus ATCC 50983, 415 nucleotides long. RefSeq lists its product as hypothetical. Lineage: Eukaryota; Perkinsozoa; Perkinsida; Perkinsidae. The annotation marks the transcript as partial. The record is from RefSeq and is a predicted model, not a curated record. The transcript is spliced from 3 exons.
ACACCGAGGCUUCCGAGAACGACUCCACGGACACAACUAUACGGUGAAGCUCCGCUUGACGUGUGAGAGCUGGCCUGCUGGGGAUGAUGGAUAUGUUAUCGAUUUCGGCAUCCUCAAGAAGCUCCUCCGCUCGGUUUGUAGAAGUUUGAACGAGCACAUGAUAAUCCCGGAGCGGAGUGAAGUUCUGGACAUCGAUACCACCCAUUUACAUGUUACGGCUACUGGGAAAGAGCAGGCCAGUGUUCGCAUCACCACGAAUGAAGGAGACGAGUUUCUAUUUCCCAAAGAUGAUUGCAUUAUCUUGCCGAUUGAAUUCGCCACAGCUGAAGAACUCUCAGAGUAUGUUUUUACUCAAAUUGUUGCCGGUUUGGGAACAAUACCAAGAGAAAGAGGGCUCACAGAAUUGACGGUUUCU